UGUUUGUCAAUUAGAUAACUCGAAUCUACGAUAUCUUGAUUUAUAAAAAAGAAUAAAAUAUAAUUCAAAUGGAGUUAGAAUUGCUAAAGUCAGCCAUAAACCAUAUUUCAUAAUUACUGGUAAGAUUAAAAGAUAAUUAAGAGCAAACCCAAGUAACUAAAAUAUAGGAUCUAAUACAUUUGCAAAUCCAAAUACCCAUGUUGCCACAAUCAGAGACUUUAUUGGAUAUAACUUUUCUACAAAAGCUUCAAUUGCUACUGGGUAAAUCACAUUUAAACCAAUACCGUUAAAAAUGUUUAAUAGAAUCAAUGCCCAAAGAGAUAAGUAUUGUAUAGUAAAAGCCUAAAAAAGAAGAGCAAAGAAUCCAAUCAAGGUAGUUAUUUUUAUGAAAAUAUCAUAGUUUGGUUGUUUACCUUAUUUAGCUUCUUAAUCUAAUUUAAAAGAACACCAAAUGCCUGCCAAAAUUCCUGAUCCAGUAAAAAAGAUUCCAGUUAUUCCAACCUCUAAUUGUGUAAAUCCAAAAAUGUAUAAUUAUAAUGAUAUUACAGAUAUAUAAACCCAUGAAAUUCCAAUAAAAAUAGAGAAUGCCAAGAGAUCUAGAAAAAAUUCCUCUUUCUUAAAUAUAUUGAAAAAUUAUGCCAG
This is a messenger RNA of Paramecium octaurelia, 642 nucleotides long. NCBI's taxonomy places the organism in Eukaryota, Ciliophora, Oligohymenophorea, Peniculida, Parameciidae. The record is from the annotation of a GenBank genome assembly.